Messenger RNA from Striga hermonthica, 759 nucleotides. The record is from the annotation of a GenBank genome assembly. NCBI's taxonomy places the organism in Eukaryota, Viridiplantae, Streptophyta, Magnoliopsida, Lamiales, Orobanchaceae.
AUGGUGAAGAACUAUCCGGCUGUGAGUGAAGAGUACCUGAAGGCCAUUGAGAAAUGUAAGAGGCAGCUGAGGGGCUUCAUCGCCGAGAAAAACUGCGCCCCGCUCAUGCUUCGCCUUGCGUGGCAUUCGGCUGGUACGUUUGAAAAGAAUAGCAAGACUGGAGGUCCAUUCGGGACCAUGAGAUUCAAGGCUGAGCUAGGUCAUGCUGCCAAUAAUGGCAUUGACAUUGCUGUGAAUCUGCUGGAGCCCAUAAAGGAGAAAUUCCCUAUCCUAUCAUAUGCUGAUUUCUACCAGGUAUUGUUUUUCGUUGCAAGCGUGUUUCCAUCACCUCAGCAGUACACUAAUUGUAAGAGAUUUGAAUGUUGUGAUAAGGAGGAGCCUCCGCUGGAAGGCCGCUUGCCUGAUGCUACCAAAGGUUGCGACCACUUGAGGGACGUUUUUGUCAAACAAAUGGGUCUGAGCGAUCAGGAUAUUGUAGCACUCUCUGGUGGCCACACUCUGGGAAGGUGCCACAAGGAACGAUCAGGAUUUGAAGGAGCAUGGACUUCUAACCCUCUCAUAUUUGACAAUUCUUACUUUAAGGAGCUUCUGACUGGAGAGAAAGUAGGGCUAUUGCAAUUGGCAUCAGACAAGGCACUUCUUUCUGACCCCGUAUUUCGCCCACUUGUCGACAAAUACGCUGUGGAUGAGGAUGCUUUCUUUGCUGAUUAUGCGGUGGCUCACAUGAAGCUCUCUGAGCUGGGAUUUGCUGAUGCGUAA